AUGGCAUUGAAUCGAACCCAUGAGUGGGAGAAAAACUUUCCUGGCACGGGGAUGCCAGCCAAAUCAAAGGUUGAUAGAAAGAGAGGGAGAUAUUGGCCUCUAAAUCUGAAGUCAGCCACCUCAAAUUUGGAGGCUGGCAAGGUCGUCUCGCUCACUGUUGUUGGCCUGAGAGAGAGAGAGAGAGGUGAGGAUGAGAGAGCCGACGAGAAGAGGGAGACGAAGCCAACAACGAUGGAGCAUGAAGGAGGGAUAGGGACGCAGAGGAUGAAUGAUGGCAGUGUGGACUUUGUCGCCGACGUUGGUGGAUGUGGCGCGGAGCAGCGGUCUGGAAGAGAAGACUUAGAUGUUUGUCUGUCGAUUUUUUAUUCUGGCUGUCAAAAGCUCAUUGGAUCGGGAUACUUAGGUCGAUUACUUACCUGGCAUCCCCGUGCCAGGAAAGUUUUUCUCCAUGAGUGGGGCACAAGCAACAAAUAUAUAUCGUUCAGUGUCACAGAAAUCUUUGUACCGAAAGCUUAA
Messenger RNA from Prunus armeniaca (apricot), 516 nucleotides. The record is from the annotation of a GenBank genome assembly. Lineage: Eukaryota; Viridiplantae; Streptophyta; Magnoliopsida; Rosales; Rosaceae.